AUGAGUGACUCUUCAAGUUCGCAAGACGAACCUGAGAAUAUUCAGCCGCCGGUCGAGGACCAACAAAAUGAUGAGCCUCCACCAGCUGUCACAGCACCACCACCUCAGCAACAAAAGUCUCCUGAAAAAAAGGUUCAGUAUUAUAUGAGAGGUGGCCAACAAUUUCAGGAGAAUAAUAUUGUACCUGUGCAUACUGUUUUCUUUUUCAGUAUUCCGUACAAGAUUGAUCAAGCUGAGUUUAAAAAAUUUGUUGAGAAAUUUGGUGAAGUACAAAAUAUAUAUGAAAAGCGUGAGAAUGGCAACUAUUUUGUGACAUAUUAUGAUCUUAGGUCAGCAAUCGCCGCAGUUGAACAAGAUAGAAACGAAACGUUAAACGAUAGAGUAGUAAGAAUGAAUUAUGCGUAUAAGGCUAGAAAACAACGUAAGGAUCCUCUUUGUGCUACGGUGAGUGUACAUUUACAAUCAACUUCAGGAGUAACUGAAGCUGAAGUCCGAAGCGCUUUCUCAACCUUCGGAGAUAUUCUGACUAUACGUAAGGAUUCAGAUAAUGUUUAUGUGGUUAAGUUCUAUGAUUUAAGGUCUCCUACGAAAGCCGUCGAAUGCAAGGAUCCGAUUAUUUUAGGCGGACAGCCUUGCAAGGUCGAAUUAAAACUAGGAGAAGACGACGGCCUCGAACAGGAAGAACCCGAACCCCCAAGAAACCAAAGACGCUCUGAUUCUCACGACAGAGACAACAGACGUGGCCACGACAGAGAUAACAGAGGCAGAAGAAACGACCAUAACAACAACCAUUACAAUCAACCUCCUCCACCACCUCAAUACGGCCAAUAUCCUCAAUAUCCUUAUCCAUACAUGCCUCCUUACAACCAGCCACCUCCAUACGGAUAUCCUCCUUAUCCAUAUCCUCGGCCACAAGCUUACGGACAGCAGCCACCACCUCCACCUCAGGGCUACGGCCAACAACCACCACAAAACCACUACGGAGCACCCCCUGCUUAUCCACCACCAGCAUACGGACAGCCACCUCCACCUCCUCCUCAGGGAUACGGACAGCAGCCUCCUCCUUCAUACAUGCCACCUCCACAGGCAGUUCCACCUGCUCCACAGCCACAGCAGCAAACUCCUCCACCUCCACCACCACCUCCUGCACCUGCACCACCGCAGCCAGCAGCUCCUCAGCCACCGAGCGAGCCAACUUCAAAUAGAAGAACUCUCCAAGAACUCCAAAUGCUUUUAUCUGGAAAAUAA
Trichomonas vaginalis G3 is the source of this 1248-nucleotide messenger RNA. RefSeq names its product RNA binding. The coding region runs from base 1 to 1248 and encodes 415 amino acids. The transcript has a single exon. The record is from RefSeq and is a predicted model, not a curated record. Lineage: Eukaryota; Parabasalia; Trichomonadida; Trichomonadidae. Gene Ontology annotation, molecular function: RNA binding.